AUGACGACUCUCAACAUAACAACUCCUGCUACGGUCGAGCAACCGCAGCCUUCUUCAACAUCCGAAUUCGACAUUGUCGAAACAUACCGCGGGCUUCUGUUGACGGACCCCGAUCUCACCAAACCCGUCGCCGCUAUCGAGUCUCUCAUCGCCCUCCUUAACGCCCACCCUUCCACCACCGUUUUCGAGAUUCUCGACACCGUUAAAGUUCAUUCCGACCGUCUCAAAGCCUCCGUUGCCAACCCCGUGCCGCUCUCCGCCGGAACCGAUCUCUUCCUUCAGUACCUUGUCUCUUCGCUGCGCCAGCAAGAUGGCAGCUUCGACGCCGUGAGGCAGCAUCUUCUUCGCAACGGACGACUCUUUGCCCAGCGAGCUAACGCCGCGCGUGAGGGCAUUGCGGACGCAGGAUGGAGACUGAUUCGUGAGGGCCAAUGUAUUCUUACGCACGGUGCUUCGAGAUCAGUUGUUGGAAUUCUGGAGCGUGCGGCACAGAACCUCGGCGCUGGAAAGUUCAAGGUCAUCUACGUGCGCGAGGAGACCCGCGUGGAGGAGAGCGAUCGCAUAGUUCGCGAGCUCCGCUCCAAGGGUAUUCCGGUCGCCGAAAUCGCAGAGGCUUCAGUGGCGUAUGUGAUGGGUCUGCUGCGCCAGGUCAAUAUGGUGCUUGUGGGUGCUGAGGCCGUCACAUCCAACGGCGGUAUCAUCUCUCGUAUGGGAACGUUGCAGCUCUCUAAGCUGGCGGCCCAGGCCAACCUCCCCUUCUUCGUCGCUGCCGAGACACACAAGUUCGCCCGAAAGUUUGUCAUGGACCAGCGGGAUAUUGGUUUCAAGCAGGAUAUCCUUGACUUCAGUAUUGAUACCAAGAGCAAGGAUACCGUUGAUGCUGUUGACUUUACUCCUCCUGACCUCAUUUCCAAACUCAUCACAGAAAACGGUAUUAAGCUUCCUGGUUACGUGUUUGAGCAGCUUCUCGAUAUCUAUGGUAGUCUCAACGGUUGA
This is a messenger RNA of Fusarium sp. VM40, 996 nucleotides long. The record is from the annotation of a GenBank genome assembly. NCBI's taxonomy places the organism in Eukaryota, Fungi, Ascomycota, Sordariomycetes, Hypocreales, Nectriaceae.